Molecule: messenger RNA, 1260 nt
Organism: Aspergillus mulundensis
Lineage: Eukaryota; Fungi; Ascomycota; Eurotiomycetes; Eurotiales; Aspergillaceae
Exons: 2
Coding region: 1-1260 (419 amino acids)
Source: RefSeq, a predicted model, not a curated record
AUGGCCCCCACCCCGCACCUCCUCCAGCCCCUCGCAACCCUCGCAUCCCGCGCCUUCGACCCCGGCGCAACAGCCGACAGCUUCCGCGAAGAAUGGUCCAACCCGUCGAACUACGCAUUCACUAUCCUCCUGCUCAUCGGCGGGGAUAUUAUUACUAGGGCACUUGCGCAGCUCGUCGGGGGAGCCAUUGCGCCUGUUGCGUUUUCAUUCGGAUGGGUCUCCUACGCAACCUCCGCCGUAUGCUCCGCGCUCGGCGAGUACCGCCUGAUGCCGGACGCCGACACAGGGUGCAGCCUGAUCAACGGCAAAAACGGCUAUGUGAGGGGCAACAACAGCUGGGUGCUGGGCCGCAUCAUGCGCGACUACGAGUACUGGAUGGACGCCGCGAUCCGCGAAAAGACACAGGCGCUCAUCGACGCCCGCUGGAAAUUCGACCAGGCAAAGGAGGCCGAGAACUACCCGGACUCAGGCAUAAAAGUCCCCCGCCCAAGUCAGGCCGGCCUGGUCGUAUCAGUCUACAAACCCAGCAAGACGAUCCCCGCCGGCGUCCCGGGGAAAGACCUCCUCUACUGGUCUGGACUCAUCGUGACAAUCAUCCAGCUCGGCAUCGCGAGCAUCCCCGCCGGCCUGGACGGCGACUGGGGCGUGCUGAUGAUAACGGGCGCCGCGACACUGCUGUGCUACGGCACCGGCGCGCUAACGCAAUGGCGCGUCGAGAAAUGGGCGUGUCGACGGCUGGAUAAUCGGAGUAAGAAGAACUUCGUCCUGACGCGCGGCAACGGCGCCCAGCACGCCAUCGCCAUCGUCUCCGAGGGCGUGGGUCUAGACCUCGAGGAUCUGGCCACGGGGUUCAGCAUGAUCGAUUACCCGACCAUCACGAUCUUCGCGCAGGUCGCGACGAUUAUCCUGGGCGUUGCGUGGGUCGCGCUGCUUAUUACGGCGUCCGGCGUUGAUCGGGGAAGCUGGUAUUUAAUCGCCGUUGGGGCGAUUGGGAUGCUGCAGAAUAUUUUUGUCGCCGGGUGGAAGCGCACCCCUGCGGCUUAUGGGGUGCCGCUGGAUUUUGUGGAGGUUGUGGGGGAGGUGAAGGUUAUGGGGACGCUUUUGGAGCUGGAGAGGAGGUAUGAGAAGCUUGGGCGGAGUUUGUUGGGGACGUUCUUCCCGGGGGAUUUGAGGGGGGAUGAGGUGAGGCUGUGGGAGGAGGUUAAGGAGAGUUGGAGGGAGAGGAAGGCGGAGGGUGGGGAGGAUAGGAAGGGGAAGUAG